Molecule: messenger RNA, 3615 nt
Organism: Rotaria sordida
Lineage: Eukaryota; Metazoa; Rotifera; Eurotatoria; Philodinida; Philodinidae
Source: the annotation of a GenBank genome assembly
AUGGUUCCACCUCCAUCCGGUGAUCAAGAUUGGCAAUUUGAUAAAUUUAGCGAUGGAGGUUCAAAAGAUUUAGUACUUAAUGCCCAAUUAAAACGUUACACACGUUUUCUUGCAACACAUAAACAAACAUUAAGACGUAUUGAAGAUGCUCUUGGUUCAAAUAUUACACAAACAUGGGAUUUUGAUUUAAAUCCAGCUGAACUUAAAUACUUACCUUAUGAACAAGUUCAAGUACUUGAUUUAAUUCGUACAGAAAAUAAAAUUUGCAAUAAAAUUAUAACUGUAUUUGCUGCACUCUGUUGUGAAUGUAAAUUUUUAGUACAUGAAUGUGAAAGAAAAUAUUUACCAGCUAUAUUAUUUUUUGGCGAAGGAGAACAAGAUGCUAAAGAACAACAACAAACAUAUAUGGCACAAUUUAUAUCUCUUCUUCAGGAUUUAUCAUGUUUUGUUAAUCGAUGUAAUGAAGUAGUAGUAAAUAUUCUUCAACAACUAUCAGCACUUUAUACUCCAUCGGGUAUUCAAAAUGGACGGUCUAUGCGACUUAUGGAUGUAUCUGAUUUGCAUUUACCAAUUGUUUAUGAUCAUUUGGGUGAUUUACUUCGUUGUUUAAUAACUCUUGAUGAAUGUUUUCGUUCGAAUGUACAAAUAGCUGAAAAAUGGCCAGCAUUUAAAAGAAUAAUAACAUCAAUUAAAAAUAAUGUUGAUAAAGUUCAAAUAGAUCUAUCACGAUUACCUUCAUUUGAAAAAAUUCUUGUUGCACUUGAAGGUCAACUAUUAGAUGGACGUAUUUUUCAAAAUUGUAUUGAACAAAUAUUUGAUACAAUAGUUACUGUUACAAAAAAUCCUUCAUUACAAGAAGAAUUUGCACUUAUGAUUAAACAUCUUUUAACAAAUAUUGAACCAAAACUUGGUGAAUUUAAUGAACUUGAUGGUCGAUUAAAAUAUGUUGGUAUUUGUGCUCUUUUUUGUUUACAUUAUCAACUUUUUCGAGUUGAUGAUAAACGACAAUUAAAAGCUAUUUGGGAUGUUCAUAAAAAAGUACCGAUUGUUUAUCUUUGUGGUAAUGUCAGUUGGACAGCUAAUAAAUUUUUACUUGAAAAAUAUCCUCAAUUUACUCGACUACUUGAUAAAAAAGCUGUACAAGCUGUUGAACAACAACGUAUAACAUAUUUACAAAAUAAAGAAUCUUCAUUAACAAAAGAUUUACAAAAAAGUUAUCUUGAUGUUUUAUCAUGGCUUGUACGUAUGGAAUCAACUGUUACUACAGAUGAUGCCGAUCAAAAUGCAUUGGCUAAUGAUGUUUUAAAAAAAACUUCAUUAUUAAAUCAAGGUUUAUUUCAUGCUUAUACAUUAUCGCAUACAGUAAAAACUUUAAUUAGUCUUCAUUCAACACUUCAAUUACCAAUAAAACCUGAAUGUAUGCUUAUACUCUAUCGUUAUACAGAAUUAUUAAAAGUUAUUGAAAUAACAUAUCAUCGACAUGCUAUGGCUAUUGCACCAUAUUUUAAUUCAAUUAUGCAAUAUCAUUCACAACGUUUAUUAAAAAUAAUUGCAAUAGCAAAAAAACGAAUUACAUCAGCAACAGAUAAAAGAUUUACUGAUAAACAAGUUGAUGUUCUUGCAGCACUUGUUUUAGCUGAAUCUUGUCUAAAUGGACCUUGUACAAAAGAACGUUUAUUAAUCUUUCGAUUAGCAUUUUCAUUUGGUUCACGAUUAAAAACUUGUCGAGAUGAAGAAAUGGCUGCAAUUGAAGAAGCACUUCGAAAACUUGAAAGUUUAGCUGCAUUUUCUGAAAAACUUCAUCAUGCUUGUGAUACAACAUUUAUCUAUUGGGAACAAAAUUCAUUUCGAUUAUAUUUACAAGAUUUAUUUUUAACUGUUCGUGAUCCACAUCGAUUACAUUAUAUAUUUGCUGCUCUUCGUAAUUGUGUGUCAGCAUUACGAGCUAUUCGUCAUGAUAAACCAGAAAGAUUGAUUACAACCUAUAAAAAUGAAAUAAUGAAAAUGUUUGAUCAGUUUUUUCUUCAAGAAUUAUUUAAAGCAAUUGAAGAUGAUCUUCGAUGUUUAUGUCAUGCACAUCUUGAAGUUGGUGAUCGUAGUGUAUUUAAAUCAAAUUUUAAAGAUGUUACACCAUUUCUUGAUGUUAAACCAAUACGAUGUUUUGAUGAAUUUGUUAGUAUUAAAGGAGCUGUCGAAAGUUAUUUGGAUAGAAUUUUUUAUGAUUAUACAACAGCGUCGUCAACAGAUUGGAAUACUUAUUCAGAAAUGCGUAAUUUAGCAUCACAAAAAUAUGGAUUAGAUUUACAUGAACCACAUUUACCAAGUAAAACACUCGAACAGGGUUGUGAUGUUCUUGAUAUUCUUCGUAAUUUAAAUGCAUUUGUUUCUCAACAUUAUUAUAAUAUCAAUACACAAAUGUUUAUUGAACGAUCAAGUAAUAAUAAAUUUUUACGUACAACAAAUAUUCGACAUGUUGCGAAUUCAAUUCGUACACAUGGUAUUGGUAUAAUGAAUACAGCAGUUAAUUUUACAUAUCAAUAUCUUCGACAAAAAUUUUAUAUGUUUUCACAAUUUUUAUUUGAUGAACAUAUAAAAAGUCGUUUAAUGAAAGAUAUUAAAUAUUUUAAAGAAAAUAAAGAUCGACUUAAUCAACGAUAUCCAUUCGAGCGAGCAAAAAAAUUUUUUAUUAGUAUUCGAAAAUUAGGCGUUACACCUGAUACAAAUGAGACUUACCUUGAUCAAUUUCGACAAUUAAUUGGUCAAAUUGGCAAUGCAAUGGGUUAUGUUCGAAUGAUUCGUUCAGGUGGUCUUAAUACAUGUUCGAGUUCUAUAAGAUUUGUACCUGAUUUUGAAAAUAUAAUUUCAUUUGAAGAACAUACACGAAAAGCUAAUUUACCUACUGAAACAAUAAGUGCUUCAAAACAUUUAGAUGAUGUUAUAUCAAAUUUAGUAAAAAAUUUUACUGAAGGUACUGAAUAUUUUAAAAUUUUAGUUGAUGUUUUUUCAAAUGAAUUUCGUGGAAAGAAAAAUUUACAUUUAAAAUAUUUUUAUGUUAUUGUACCACCAUUGACUUUAAGUUUUGUUGAACAUAUUAAAGUAUUAAAAGAUAAUUUAACAAAAAAAUCCAAAGUUAAUGCAUCAUUUACUGAUGAUGGAUUUGUAAUGGGUGUUGCUUAUAUAUUAAAAUUACUUGAUCAAUAUCGUGAUUUUGAUUCUUUACAUUGGUUUGAUGCUGUUAGAGAAUCAUUUAAUACAGAAAAAACUGAUGUGAUUAAUAAAUCAAGAAAUAGUAGUGAAGAAAAUGUUAAAAAAGCUUUAAAUGCUUCAAUGAAACGAAUUGAAAAUGAUCAAUUGGAAUUUGAUUUACUUAAUUAUAGUUUACGUUCAGCUAGAAUAUUUUUUCGUGCUGAUAAAACAGCUGAAGAAGAUAAACAAUCAUCGAUAGUUGAAACUGAAACACGAACACAAACAGAAACAGUACCAACUACAAUUGAUGUACCUUCAAUUACCGGAAAUGCACCACCACCACCGCCACCACCUCCACCACCACCAAUGUCUGAUGGCGUUCCUCCACCACCACCGCCGCCACCUCCUCCAUUUUUUGCUACUAAUUGA